Messenger RNA from Caenorhabditis sp. 36 PRJEB53466, 1835 nucleotides. Lineage: Eukaryota; Metazoa; Nematoda; Chromadorea; Rhabditida; Rhabditidae. The record is from the annotation of a GenBank genome assembly.
AUGCCUCGUCGCACGUACAAAUACUUCCAGAAUAGGAAAUGUCAGUGGAGCCAUUGAAAACAGUAGUGACAUGAAUGUUCAGGUGACAAUGUUGAAGAUAAUGGUGAAGAAUGUGCUCCCGUAGAAGUGGACGAUAACACUCAAGGAACUGUAGAUGAGUCAACGUGUGUCUAUCAGAAUGUGGCAGAGAUUAACAAAGUGCUCAAGACGAGGAAAAAGAUUGAUUACUACGGACUCGUCGAAAAUGCGUGCCAGGUUGACGUCGUCGUCGACCCUCAAACUUUCUAUCUAACUUCGGCGUUCUCGUUGCUCAUGGUUAAGUAAACAUUGAUUUCCAUAUUCUUUAUUCUCUUUUCAGCUCAAAAAAGGGCGAAACGAGAAGAAAGUUAAGAAAACUUCGGCUCCUGUGACUCAAAUCAACACGGCAAAAGGAUUCAACUUGGCGCAGGCAAAAGCGGUGGAUUCUCCUGUCGCUUUCCCCGGCGGACUAGUCAUAAAGGUGACAGAUAUGAUCGCGACUGCUAUGUGUGCCAACCAGGGCUGGGCAAAUGGCCGGCCAUGGCCGGCCAUGGCUGGCCAAUGAAAAGCCCUGGCCGGGCUAGUUGCAAGCGCGCUCCACUGCAAAAAAGCCCUGGCCGGCCAAUGGUACGGUAAGCAAUUCGGUUCACUGAGCGGUGUUUGCACACAAAGCAUUUUAAAUAAAGAAAAAAACGUGUUUUCGAAAGGGUUUUCUUUUUUUUCUAAGUUUUUUCACUUCAUGAUCAAAUAUUUUCACAGAAAAAUGCUCUAUUCGAUGAAUUCGAUUCAUAACGUUGUUCCCAUACAUUUUUUUCUUUCGUUUCGUUCUCAUGCAUCUCGUUCUCAUUAAUUCUGUCGUUUUCUUUUAUUUUUCUCUUCACUUCUGCUAAUUUUCGAAAUUUGUCAGCUUUCAUUUCAUCGAAAUUUAAUUCACUUACUUUCUUUUCACCUUUUUUCUACUUUCAAGUAUGUCUUCUUCUCAUUUUAAAAUAAUUUCUUCGAUUUUUUCUUUAUUUAAAAUGCUUUGUGUGCAAACACCGCUCUGUGAACCGAAUUGCUUACCGUACCAUUGGCCGGCCAGGGCUUUUUUGCAGUGGAGCGCGCUUGCAACUAGCCCGGCCAAAGCCUUGGCCGACCGCUGGCCAGCCAAGGCCGGCCAAUGUUUUGCCCAGCCCUGGUGCCAACUGGACAAUGGUCCAUGAGACCAAGGCGGUCGCUCAGGUGAUCCGAGACAUAAGCAAAGUUGUGAGUCAUUGUUCACUAUUCCGUCUUUGACAACGUUUUUUAGCUUGCCGAGCGAGAUCCAUAUUUCGCUAUGUACACCACUCCAACUACCACACCGGGGAAGACACACUACGUGAUUCUCGACGAAACCAUCUUCAACGUCCUAACUGGUAACAAUUUUCUACUCACCGUUUUAUCUGCACAAGUUUUUCAGAGUUGGUCGUUGUAGGAUUCAGCAUGGAUUCAGACUUAAUGGACAAGACACGUAUUCUAUCGCAGAUCAAGAGCACGGUAUAUUCAUUCCUGUGAGUUUUUACUUCUCAUGAAAGUAUUAGCACAAAACACAUUUUCAGCGAGAAGAGGCGUGCGGAGUUCAACAAAAAACACGGAAAAAAUAGUUGUUCCUCAUCUGCCAAGGAUUUCAAGGACGAGCUCACAAGGUAAUUUAUUAUACUUCUCAGAAGUUGAAUGAGUAACCCUACUUUUACAGAAAUCCAAAUUUUCGCCAAAACCGGAUUGAGACUUUCGAGGACGAGAGCCAACUUUUCCACGACGACCGUGACUCUUACGUGCCCAAUUUUUAUAAUAUGUGA